Molecule: messenger RNA, 2268 nt
Organism: Purpureocillium lilacinum
Lineage: Eukaryota; Fungi; Ascomycota; Sordariomycetes; Hypocreales; Ophiocordycipitaceae
Biological process (GO): protein phosphorylation; tRNA export from nucleus
Cellular component (GO): cytoplasm
Molecular function (GO): protein kinase activity; ATP binding
Source: RefSeq, a predicted model, not a curated record
AUGGACUUCCUCAAGUCCGCCGUGGCAUCAGCCAUGGCCCAGGGCCCUCCCUUUCCGUACUCAUUCGGGGACAAGGUCGACGUUGACGAGUCUGUCUGGACCUUGUACAACGGCACGAGACGGGAAGACGGUUCCAACUGCAGCAUCUUUUCGUUCGACAUCCCCUCCAACAAAGGCCGCCUCCCCUUGGCCAAGAACGCGCUUAAGAAACUGCGGACGCUUCGACACCCCGGUGUUAUCAAGGUGCUGGACACGGUCGAGACGGACUCCUACAUCUACAUCGCGACCGAGCGAGUCGUGCCCCUCCGAUGGCACGUCCGGCGAAAGAGCCUCAGCCCCGAGACGAUUAAAUGGGGGCUACACAAUGUCGCGCGCACCCUCAAAUUCAUCAACAGCGACGCGUCGGCGAUACACGGAAGCAUCAAGGUCGGGUCGGUGUACACCUCGGAGAGUGGCGAGUGGAAGCUGGGCGGGUUCGAGGUCCUGAGCAGUGUCAAGGAUGACGAAUCCACCUAUGGAAGUCUAGUCCCAGACUCUGCACGAUAUGCCCCCCCUGAGAUCGCUCAAGGCGGCUGGGAUGUCAUCAAGAAGAACCCGCACUCGGCCGUCGAUUCAUUCAACUUUGGCACAUUAAUAUUCGAAGUCUUCAACGGGGACUAUAACGGGCGCGAUCAAGCUGGGCAAACCAAAAACGUGCCUCCCACGAUGCAGUCCAGUUACAAGCGGCUCUGCAACGCCAACCCCAAGGCUCGGAUAACUGUCGCCAGCUUCCUCGAUCAAGGCUCACGCACGGGUGCCUUUUUUGACAGCCCCUUGAUCAAGCUUACCGAGGGUAUCGAUAACUUGGGAGUCAACGACUUGGACCAACUAAGUGAUGACUUUCCGGAGGAGUUCUUCAAGCUCAAGGUACUCCCCGAGCUCAUCAAGUCUGUUGAGUUUGGCGGAGGUGGCCCAAAGGCACUCGGCGUCGUGCUGAAAAUUGCGGCCAAGCUGUCCAACGAAGACUUCGAGGCCAAGAUCAACCCCUUUCUCAUUCGAGCUUUCGCCAAUCCUGACCGAGCCAUUCGUGUCUGUCUGCUGGACAGUCUUCCACUGAUGAUCGACCGUCUGUCACAAAAGAUGGUGAAUGACAAGAUCUUUCCUCAGAUUGUGACUGGCUUUACCGACGUGCAACCAGUGGUGCGAGAGCAAACGCUCAAGUCCGUUCUCGUCCUCAUCACGAAGCUUUCUGACCGAACCAUCAACGGCGAGCUUCUCAAGCACCUCGCAAAGACUGCCAACGACGAACAGCCCGGCAUCCGCACAAACACAACCAUAUGCUUGGGGAAGAUUGCACGAUAUCUCGGCACCUCAUCGCGGUCCAAAGUGCUUAUCGCUGCCUUUACACGAUCUCUUAGGGACCCGUUCGUUCACGCGAGGACUGCGGCCCUGAUGGCGCUCGGGGCCACGUCCGAGUACUUUUCAGACGAGGACGCAGCAGCCCGUAUUCUGCCCGUAGUUUGCCCCCUGCUCAUCGACAAGGAGAAGCUCGUGCGGGAGCAAGCUACCCGGGCCAUGGACGUCUACGUUCAAAAAGUUCGCAAGGCGGCUGCGGCCAUGCCUGAUACCGUUCUCCCUCCUCCACAGGCUGCUGACGCACAGCCAACGCGCAUGGGGACACCUCAGCCUAGUGGAUCGUCUGGUUGGACCGGCUGGGCAAUUUCUUCCUUCACCAACAAGAUCUCUUCAGCUGCCGGAGAUAUGCAAACGGCAAAUGGAGCCGCCAGUGCGACCAACCGGCCAUCGUCGUCUCAAGGAUUGGAUUCCAGGAAGCCCGCAAUGGCCUCGGCGUCGUCGCUUCAUCGGCAAGUUGUAACCUCACCGCAGCCCGGCGCAUCUGGGACGUCAUCUCCCACGCCCAGCGCGGUAGCCGAUGCUUUCUUCCAGGAUGACGCUGCCGACGAUGCGGGAGACGCCUGGGGUGACAUGGGAGACAUGGACGAGAAUGAAGAGACGGAGGCUACAGAACCAGCAAAGAACGCCACGAAAGCUCCUACAGUUACCAGCCCCGCGCCGUUUGACGAUGCCGAGCCAGAUUUCGCUGGAUGGCUGGCAGCACAGGCACAGAAGAAGAAGCCAGGCGGCAAGCCGUUACCGAAGGGCUUAUCCAAGUCCACGACAACUAAGAAGCCGACGCCUAAAGUCGCAGCUAAGCCUGUCGUGGCCAAGAAGAUCGACAUGAAACCGAAAGAUACGGAGGACGACGAUGGAUGGGGCGACGGGUGGUAA